AUGGAACUGAAGAAAUCUAUUUCGGACACCGAGCGCGCGCUCAGGAGCUACGGCGCCGUGUCGGAAACGGCGUGGACGACGGACAAAGCGGGCAGGCGUCGAAAGGAUGUGUCCAUGGCAGAGAGCACCAUGUCUCCAGAGGAGAUCGAGGUGGAGAUGGCUCGUAUCCAGCGCCUGCGAGAGGUCCUGGUGCGCCGGGAGUCCGAGCUGCGCUUCAUGAUGGAUGACAUUCAGCUCUGCAAAGACAUCAUGAGUUUAAAGCAAGAGCUGAGGCAGAUUGUCGCAGUCCCAGAGAAAGAGAAAACCAAGAAGCACAGGCAGCGGGAAGAGGAGCUGAUCCUGAAGAUCCAUAAACUGGUGCAGAAGAGGGAUUUCCUGGUGGACGAUGCCGAGGUGGAAAGAUUAAGGGAGCGAGAGGAGGACAAGGAGAUGGCCGAGUUCCUCAGACUGAAGCUCAUGCCUCUGGAGAAGAAGCUCAAAGCCGCGCAAAGUGAGUGA
Messenger RNA from Xiphias gladius (swordfish), 498 nucleotides. RefSeq names its product bMERB domain containing 1 (gene bmerb1). Bases 1 to 498 code for a protein of 165 amino acids. Gene Ontology annotation, cellular component: microtubule cytoskeleton. The transcript is spliced from 6 exons. NCBI's taxonomy places the organism in Eukaryota, Metazoa, Chordata, Actinopteri, Istiophoriformes, Xiphiidae. The record is from RefSeq and is a predicted model, not a curated record. Gene Ontology annotation, biological process: negative regulation of microtubule depolymerization.